CUCCUUCCCAGUACAAAACCUAACUUAGCAGACAACACAACCGCAUAACUUUGCCUUUUCGAAUCAAAGGUAAGAUCUUUUACCGAUUCAUUCAUUCAUUCAAUCCAUUCUUUCAAUCAGUUUAUUUGGUUUCCAAUCGAAUCAAUUCAUUCCAAAAUCAAUUACUUUCCAAAAUCGAGUUGGGUUUUUCAAGCACUUGAUUGAUCGAACUGAGAGAUUUAUCAGGGUUUUAGGGUUUGCAAUUAGGGUUCCAUGGAUGAUCUUGAAAAAGCUAUUCUCAUAAGUUUCGACGAAUUAGGGACUGUCGAUUCGGUACUGAAAUCACGAGCUACUGCUUUCAUUCAACAAAUUAAGGAAAACCCAUCGAUUUGUCGUAUUUGCAUUGAACGAUUGUGCGUUUCGAAGGUAGUUCAAGUUCGAUUUUGGUGCUUGCAAUGUCUACACGAAGCUCUUCGUGUUCGGUACUCGUCAAUGAGUCCCGAAGAGAAGUCUUUUAUAAGGAAGUCUGUGUUUUCCAUGGCUUGUUUCGAGGGUAUUGAUGAUAAUAAUAAUAAUAACAAUCCUGUUAGGGUUUUGGAAGGUCCUUCUUUUAUCAAGAACAAGCUUGCUCAGGUUUUGGUUACUUUGAUUUACUUGGAAUACCCGUUAAUUUGGCCCUCCGUGUUUCUGGACUAUCUGCCUCACUUGAGCAAAGGUGCACUGGUGAUCGAUAUGUUUUGUCGGGUUUUGAAUGCUUUAGAUGAUGAGUUGAUUAGUUUAGAUUACAAUCGAAGUGCCCAAGAUUUGGCUGUUGCAGGGCAAGUUAAGGAUGCAAUGAGGCAGCAAUGUGUGCCUCAGAUUGUCAAAGCAUCCUAUGAUAUUAUCUCAAUGUAUAGAAAUUCUGACCCGGAAAUUUGUACCAGUGUUUUGGAUUCUAUGAGGAGAUAUAUUUCUUGGAUUGAUAUCGAAUUAAUUGCGAAUGACUCAUUCAUCCCACUUUUGUUUGAGCUUAUUUUGGUGGAUGGUUCGCCUAAUCAACUUCGAGGUGCUGCUGUUGUUUGUGUCUUGGCAGUAGUUUCCAAGCGUAUGGAACCAAAGUCCAAGCUUAGACUUUUGCAGAACCUUCAGAUAAAUAGGGUUUUUGGUUUGGUAGCCAAGGAUAGUGAUUCCGAGUUGGUUUCAGAACUCGCAGCAUUGCUCAUUGGGUAUGCCGUUGAGGUUCUAGAUUGCUCCAACCGUUUGAAUUCUGAGGAUGCUGUUGGGGUUCCAGUGGAGCUUUUAAAUGAGGUUUUGCCCGCUGUUUUUUAUGUCAUGCAGAGCUCUGAGGUUGACAAAACAUUCAGCAUUGUGCAGUUUCUUUCGAGUUAUGUUGCCAUGAUGAAGAGUCUCUCUCCAUUGAGGGAGAAGCAGCUGCUUCAUGUGGGUCAGAUAUUGGAGGUGAUUCGUGCUCAGAUUCGAUAUGAUCCUAGUUACCGUGAGAGUCUUGAUUCCCUGGAUAAGAUUGGGAGAGAAGAGGAAGAUAGGAUGGUGGAGUUUCGAAAGGAUUUACUUGUAUUGCUUCGUAGUGUGGGUCGUGUAGCACCUGAUGCAACUCAGAUUUUUAUUAAGAAUUCAUUAGAUAGUGCUGUUGCAUCUUCUGCUGAUAUUAAUGUUGAGGAGGUAGAAGCUGCAUUGUCCCUCUUAUUUGCGUAUGGAGAGUCGGUAAGUGAUGAGGCAAUGAGAUCUGGAAGUGGUAUUUUGAAAGAGUUGGUGCCAAUGCUCUUGUCAACAAGCUUUCCUUGCCAUUCUCGUAGGCUUGUUGCACUUGUGUAUCUAGAUACAAUAACAAGAUAUAUGAAGUUUGUUCAGGAACAUACUGAAUAUAUACCUAUGGCUCUGGUUGCCUUUCUCGAUGAAAGAGGAAUACACCAUCCAAACGUCAAUGUGAGUAGAAGGGCGAGUUAUCUUUUCAUGAGAGUUGUUAAAUUGCUCAAAGCAAAGCUUGUGCCUUUCAUAGAGACAAUCUUGCAGUGUCUCCAAGAUAAAGUUUCACAAUUUACUAGUAUGGAUUGUGCAUCAAAAGGUGUAUCUGGUUCUGAAGAUGGUACUCACAUUUUUGAGGCAAUCGGCUUAUUAAUUGGGAUGGAGGAUGUACCACUAGAGAAGCAAACUGACUUCCUUUCGGCAUUGCUUACUCCUCUGUGUCAGCAGGUUGAGACAUCACUUUUAAAUGCCAAAGUGCAGAAUCCAGAAGAGUCUCCUGAAAGGAUUGCAAAUAUCCAGCAAAUAAUUAUGGCCAUUAAUGCCCUCAGCAAGGGUUUCAGCGAGCGCCUUGUUACUGUUAGUCGGCCUGCAAUUGGUCUCAUGUUUAAGCAGACAUUGGAUGUUCUCCUCCAAAUUCUGGUUGUGUAUCCAAAGAUAGAGCCCUUGCGAUAUAAGGUCACAUCAUUUAUUCAUCGCAUGGUAGACAUCUUAGGAACAUCUGUCCUUCCCUAUCUCCCGAAGGCGUUGGAGCAGUUGUUUGCAGAUACUGAGCCAAAUCAAAUGGUGCAUUUCCUUGUGCUACUCAAUCAACUAAUCUGCAAAUUCAAAACUGCUAUCCGUGACAUAUUGGAGGGAGUAUAUCCUGCUAUUGCUAGCAGGAUAUUUAGUAUUCUCCCAAGCGAUGCAUUUCCUUCUGGACCUGGGAGCAAUACUGAGGAAAUUCGCGAAUUACAAGAGCUUCAGAGCAUGUUGCACACGUUUCUUAAUGUGAUAGCUACACAUGAGCUGUCUUCAGUUUUCCUUUCCCCCAAAAGUAGGGCCUUCUUGGCUCCAAUGAUGCAGUUGCUGUUGUACACGUCCUGUAAUCAUAAGGAUAUCUUCGUAAGAAAGUCUUGUGUACAGAUAUUUAUUAGACUAAUUAAAGAUUGGUGUAGCAAGCCUUGUGGUGAAGAAAAGGUGCCUGGUUUUCAGAAUUUUGUAAUUGAGACCUUUGCAACAAAUUGCUGUUUGUACAGCGUGCUUGACAAGUCCUUUGAACUUAGUGAUGCAAAUACUCUUAUUUUGUUUGGGGAAAUAGUGUUGGCUCAAAAGGUCAUGUAUGACAAGUUUGGCAAUGAUUUUCUUGUUCAUUUUGUAUACAAAGUUUUUCCAACUGCACAUUGCCCCCAAGAUUUGGUUGAGCAAUAUUGUCAAAAGUUGCAGGGUAAUGAUAUGAAGGCGCUAAAAGCAUCUUACCAAACACUCAUUGAAAAUUUGAGACAACAAAGAAAUGGAAGCCUUGUUUUCAGAUAGCACUGUCACAAAAUGAAAAUCUGAUUAUCACCAUUGCUAGAUGCUUCAGGUUCUCCUACUCUGGACCAGUUGCGGGAAUCAAAUUUUUCUCACCAGAGUUUACAUUUGUGGACAUUGCAGGGUUCUUUUCAUUCUGUAAAUAAAAAUUGUGUGGUUCUUUGUUGAUACCGAGGUGUAAAUUUUCGGAAGCAGUUUCUUUGAUAUGAAAUGUUGGAAAUCUCUGCAAGUUUUUUUUUUUUGGGCCAAGUAAAUGAUCCAGUUUUGAUGUGUUUUGAGGCCAACUAAUUUAUCGCUUGUAAUCUCUCGGAGAAGAUACAGUUGUGAAAGAAAGAGAUCGGGAAAAAGCAGGGACUGAGUUUUGUACCUUGGAAUUUUGAUGUCCUACAGUAAUAGGGUUUGUUUGUUUGUUUGUUUCAAAUAAUAUUAUUGCAGUGUUUUUUUUUCCAAUCAAUAGGAGUAUAUUGGAAUAUCGCAUAGCUUGGAAUGCCAUGAAUGUCUGUUGGGGUUCUGUGAGUUGUAGGAGAAGUUGUUCAGAUUCAUGAGAUACAAAAGUCUUUCAUGUUUUCAGUUGUCUGACUUUAAGGUUACGGUACAAUAAUCCUGCUAUACUUUCAAAUCCUGGAGUUAGUAAACGUGCGGGUUUGGGCAAAUCAAAAUAGUUAUGUAUUAAAGUAAUCAAUUUACAUU
This is a messenger RNA of Camellia sinensis, 3921 nucleotides long. Lineage: Eukaryota; Viridiplantae; Streptophyta; Magnoliopsida; Ericales; Theaceae. The record is from RefSeq and is a predicted model, not a curated record.